AUGCCAUCAAGCGAGCAAACGCCUCCUCCAAGCCCACCACCACCACUACCACCAGCACCAAGACCCCGCUUCGCAGUCCUCCACCAACCAGAGAGGAUCCAGCAUUUCUACUUCCCAGAGGUCACGCCAAGCCCUGCCGAAGCCGAAUCGGGUAGCAGCAGCAGCAGCACCAACCAAGCAGCUACCCAGCCAGACAAGACGGCACCUGCGUCGAUCUCGGCUUCGGCAGGAGAACCGGUGGCCUCUGCAGCCAACCAACCCACCUCCUCCUGGGCUAGCAUCUGUCUGCCUCACCAACGACAGAGUGGCCUCUCGGCAUCAUUGAGGAGGUGGGAUGGGCUGUGA
Molecule: messenger RNA, 345 nt
Organism: Endocarpon pusillum Z07020
Lineage: Eukaryota; Fungi; Ascomycota; Eurotiomycetes; Verrucariales; Verrucariaceae
Exons: 1
Coding region: 1-345 (114 amino acids)
Source: RefSeq, a predicted model, not a curated record